AUCGAUUUUCCCACGGUUCUCUGUAAAUAAAUAAUAGAGCCAUAAGAAGCGAAGACAACUGAGAGCGUGUUAGUUGGCUGUAAUUACUCGGCCGAAGCGGAAGGUUGAAUACACCAUCAGGUGAAAUUUGGAUAUUUGCUAUGAAAAUGGUGCAGGAUUCUGCAAAAGACGAAAAAAUGACCGAGGCAGAGAAUGAUAUUGAUGACCGAAAGUGGUCUAAGCCUGUGAUGGAAAAGAGACGCCGUGAGCGCAUCAACAGAAGCUUAGAAGAGCUCAAGAGGCUCGUCUUAGAAGCUCAGCACCGCGAUUGUUCGCGAUACACCAAGCUGGAAAAAGCGGACAUUCUUGAGAUGACUGUUAAGCACUUAAGAACGCUGCAGAGCCAACAAAAAACAGCAGCCAUGGCUUUGUCUAACCAAGCUCACCAAGCGAACUGCUGUGCAGGCUGCAAUGGAUGUGCUGUUACCGAAGUCACCCAAUUCAUGGUCCCUGGCCAGCACCCCAUGCCUGGUACAUAUACUACCCGUCCUGGCUCCUUCCCCAUACAGCUGCAGUCACCUUCCGGUGAUAAUACGGAACGGAACACGAGCACUCAGCAGCCGAUGAUUUCUGUCCCCACUCUUGAACUGAACACUAAUCAACACGCUCUGCCGCUCACGAGUGACGCUAACGGACGCCUGGUGCCUUCGUACUUGUGCCAAACGAAGGAUUUCCGUGCGAGUGUGGGCACAGUGCCAGUUCGGUUUAUCCCAGUGUAUAGCAGUGACGUUGCUUCUACCUUACACGCUAUUCCUCAAGCCUUAUUUCCCGCGGGACAGCCCGUAGGCUUCCCAAGCAGAGAACCUUUAUGGAGACCGUUCUAAUCUAGUACAGUAUAGAAUUAUUAAGUAUUUAUGAUGUACAGAGGGGCGAUCUUGUAAAUAAGAACGCAAAAAAGUUAUUUUGUUAAUAAAUAGAAAGUAAUCGCC
Molecule: messenger RNA, 968 nt
Organism: Nematostella vectensis (starlet sea anemone)
Lineage: Eukaryota; Metazoa; Cnidaria; Anthozoa; Actiniaria; Edwardsiidae
Product: transcription factor HES-4-A-like
Exons: 4
Coding region: 141-863 (240 amino acids)
Biological process (GO): regulation of transcription by RNA polymerase II; anterior/posterior pattern specification; regulation of neurogenesis
Cellular component (GO): nucleus
Molecular function (GO): RNA polymerase II cis-regulatory region sequence-specific DNA binding; DNA-binding transcription factor activity, RNA polymerase II-specific; protein dimerization activity
Source: RefSeq, a predicted model, not a curated record